Molecule: messenger RNA, 1269 nt
Organism: Fulmarus glacialis (Northern fulmar)
Lineage: Eukaryota; Metazoa; Chordata; Aves; Procellariiformes; Procellariidae
Gene: TBC1D7
Product: TBC1 domain family, member 7
Exons: 8
Coding region: 209-1090 (293 amino acids)
Biological process (GO): activation of GTPase activity; negative regulation of TOR signaling
Molecular function (GO): GTPase activator activity
Source: RefSeq, a predicted model, not a curated record
GGAUGAGACACUUAUUUCUUUUUGGUACUGGAGUAACAAGCUCAAGACUGUGGCUGUUGCAGCAUCUGAUAACAACGUGAACAUUUAAUUCAAAUCUGCAACUUAACAACAAACUACAUACCUAGCCUUAUUCUUUCCUGUCACCCCUGUGCUGCUGAGGGCAACACUGGAAUGCCCUUGCUGCUGGUUACCUUGUCUGGAUUCAAUCAUGGCUGACGACUCUCAGAGAAACUUUCGCUCAGUGUAUUACGAAAAAGUGGGAUUUCGUGGAGUUGAAGAAAAGAAGUCACUGGAAAUUCUGUUAAAAGAUGACCGGUUGGAUAUUGAGAAGCUUUGCACAUUUAGUCAGAGGUUUCCGCUCCCAUCCAUGUAUCGUAUACUGGUGUGGAAAGUGCUUUUAGGAAUUAUUCCUCCUCACCAUGAAUCUCAUGCUUUGGUAAUGAAGUACCGGAAGGAGCAGUACUGGGAUAUACACCAUGCUCUUCGUGUAAUUCGUUUUAUUAAUGAUUCUACCCCACAGGUAGAUGUUUUCCUCCGCAUACAUCAACUGGAAUCAGGAAAAUUGCCUCGAAACUUGGCUUUUCCAUUGGAACCAGAAGAUGAAGUGUUUCUUGCUAUUGCUAAAGCAAUGGAGGAAAUGGUGGAGGAUCCUAUAGAAUGCUAUUGGCUUGUCAGUUGCUUUGUGAAUCAGCUGAACAGCAAGCACAAAGAUUCAUUACAACAACUGCCAAAAAUUCUGGAGCAAUAUUUGAACAUUGAAGAUAACAGACUCCUGAUGCAUCUGAAAGCAUGUGCUGCAAUGAGCAAACUCCCUUACGAUCUUUGGUUUAAAAAGUGUUUUGCAGGCUGUUUACCUGAGUCCAGUUUACAGAGAGUUUGGGACAAAGUUAUUAGUGGGUCCUGCAAGAUUCUCGUUUUUGUUGCUGUGGAGAUACUAUUAACCUUUAAAAUUAAGAUAAUGGCACUGAAUACUGCAGAAAAGAUCACACAGUUUUUGGAAAAUAUUCCUCAAGAUAACACUGAUGCUAUUGUCAGCAAAGCUGUUGAUCUGUGGCGCACACACUGUGGGACUCCAGCACACUCAGUCUGAGAACUUUCUUCGCUUAUGACAGCUUGGGAAAAAAAAAAAGACAUUUGAAAAGACAUUUUAACCUCUUUCCCCAUCCUAAUGGGAUGUUUUUCAUUACCUCUUCUAUGUAAAGAUGCUAUUAAAGCAGCUAAUAGCAUAGUGAUCAAUAUGUAAAUAUUUUUCAAUAAAUACAGAUGGAA